Molecule: messenger RNA, 3716 nt
Organism: Malania oleifera
Lineage: Eukaryota; Viridiplantae; Streptophyta; Magnoliopsida; Santalales; Ximeniaceae
Exons: 2
Coding region: 426-3533 (1035 amino acids)
Biological process (GO): signal transduction; recombinational repair
Molecular function (GO): ATP hydrolysis activity
Source: RefSeq, a predicted model, not a curated record
ACAGAGAGCGAGAGAGAGAGAGAGAGAUGCGGAGAAGAUGGGCAUGGGGUUUUAGAAAAGCCCUCGACUUCGCUAGGGGUUCAGAGAGCUUUUCUUGGGUUAGAAUGGACAAUGGAGGGCUGGCAAUGGGUUUGGCAUGGGGAUGGAGUGAGAUUUGUGUUGUGUCUGAAAAGGUGAGCAUGCUUUUAGCUUUGCUUUCGACAAAAAUCUGCAUUUUCUCAAUCAGUACACAGAUGAUGAGAAAGAAAUCUCAAUAACUGCCACUCUCAAGCUGCGGCCCGUCUGUCUCUUAUUGAUUGUCAUUAUCAUUUGAGAAUUUUGUGCGUUGAUGACUCGAGCAAGUUGUUUCUCCCUUUUGGGUUGAUGGCAAUCCAUAUGAAGGAUAUGGGGAAUGUUUGUGUUUUCAGUUAAUACGCCAUCACUGUAUGCCAAAAUACAUGGAUCUUCAGGAGGAAAACUUUAAUUUUGCAUCAGUACCGGACAAUUUGCCAUCGACAUCAUCUUCAGCCACUGAGUUGACCUUCUCUCCAAGUUUGCCAACACGUCCAAGCUCAAGUGGCCCAUUUCAUGAUAUUCAUUCAUGUAUUGACCCCCUCAGUUCCAAUUCUAGAAAUCAAGACAUGCAAUCUUUGAGAGGCGCGAGCUUCGCUUCAUCAGACAUGUUACUCACAGGGGUUGUACGUGGUCCAAGCAAUUACAAAUGGUUAAGUGAUUGCAAACGGCUUGGUCAUAUUUCAACCUCAACUGAAACUUCUUCCAGCAGUCCAUCUAGUUAUGUCCAUGGUUAUGACAACUAUUAUUCUAAAAAUGAAGGGAGAUUUAAAGAGUUUGGAGGAGGCCAUAUAUGUUCUGUUCAUGUUCCUUCCUCAAAUGACAUUUCUAGCAGCAGUCCAUGUAGCUGUGCCCCUGGCUGUGGCAUUGAUUGUCCUGAGCAGAAAGAAAUGCUGGAAAAGUAUGGUGGAGGCCAAGAGAUCCCAGUUAGUCCAACUUUAGCUUCACUUACAACCAAUACAAUAAGGAACUAUGAUGUCUAUAUAGGUUUUCAUGGUACCAAGCCUUCUUUGCUUAGAUUUGCUGACUGGCUCCGUGCAGAAUUUGAAGUUCAAGGGGUGACUUGCUUUGUAGUUGACAGAGCCCGUAGUAGGGACUGUAUGAAACUUUUAAACUCUGGGAAGGCAAUGAAUGUCUCAACUUUUGGAGUGAUACUUAUCACUAAAAAGUCCUUCAAGAAUCCUUAUACUAUUGAGGAGUUGCAACUAUUCUCAAGCAAGAAAAAAUUGGUUCCCAUAUUUUUUAAUUUGAGGGCGAGUGAUUGCAUAGUAACAGAUAUUGUUGAAAAGCGGGGGAAGUUGUGGGAAAAGCAUGGUGGUGAGCUAUGGAUGCUUUAUGGAGGUUCAGAAAAUGAAUGGAAAGAAGCUGUUGAUGGCCUUUUUCAGGCCAAUGAGUGCAACUUGGAGGCUCAUGAAGGUACCUGGAGAGAUUGCAUAUUCAAUACUGUGACUCUUUUGGCGGUGAGGUUAGGAAGAAGAAGCGUAGUGAAGAAAUUGACCAAGUGGAGAGAGAAGGUGGAAAAAGAGGAGUUUCCUUUACCUCGUAAUGGGAAUUUCAUUGGGAGGAAGAAAGAACUUUCUGAGCUAGAAUUGAUUCUUUUUGGAAACUUUAGUGGAGAUUCUGAGAGACAAUAUUUUGAAAUCAAGGAGAGAGACUUAGCAAUUUCUGGGAAUAAGAACAGCUCAAAAGACAAACAAAUGAGGGAGCUGCAGAUAAGUAGUGGGCAGAAGAAGGGAAAAGAGCCAAUUGUAUGGAAGGAGUCGGAGAAGGAGAUUGAAUUGGAAGGUUUUCCAUUUUUUCAGAGGCAGAAUCAAUCAUUAGUGCCAAUUCAUGAUUGUAGGUAUAGAAGGAGAAAAAAAUCCAGGAAAUUUUUGUAUGGUAAGGGAAUUGCAUGUGUGUCUGGGUACUCUGGAAUUGGCAAGACGGAGCUUCUUCUUGAAUUUGCUUACAGAUUUCAACAAAGAUACAAAAUGGUAUUCUGGGUAGGUGGGGAAAGCAGGUACAUACGGCAUAAUUAUUUGAACCUUCAUUCGUUAUUAGAAGUUGAUGUGGGGAUUGAGGGCUGUCUUGGAAAAAACAGGACAAGAAGCUUUGAGGAACAGGAAGAGGCAGCCAUUUCUCGAGUAAGGAAAGAGUUUAUGCGAAACAUACCAUUUCUAGUGGUCAUAGAUGAUCUGGAGAGUGAGAAGGACUGGUGGGAUAAUAAGCUUAUAAUGGAUCUACUGCCCCGUUUUGGCAGUGAGACUCAUGUUUUGAUAUCCACGUGCCUUCCUCGUGUAAUGAAUAUAGAGCCUUUGAGACUUUCUUACUUAACUGAGGCAGAAACGAUGUCUUUGAUGCAUGGAAAUCCCGAAGAUUACCCAAGCACAGAAAUUGAUGUUCUCAGGAUUAUUGAGGAGAACCUGGGAAAACUAACCCUAGGACUCGCAAUUGUUGGAGCUAUUCUUUCAGAGCUUCCUAUAAAUCCAAGCAGGCUUUUGGAUAUUAUUAGAAAAAUGCCCUUGAAAGACUUGACAUGGAGUGGCAGGGAAGGACAAUCAUUAGGGCAGAACACCUUCCUCUUGAAACUUUUGGAGGUUUGUUUCUUGAUAUUUGAUCAUGCAGAUGGGCCCAGGAGUUUAGCAUCCAGAAUGAUAGAGGUUAGUGGUUGGUUUGCACCAGCAGCAAUUCCAAUUUCAUUAUUGGCACUAGCUGCUAAAAAGAUGCCUGAGAAACACCGUGGCACCCGGUUAUGGAAAAGGAUUUUACAUUCCAUGACCCAUGGUGUUACAUCAUCUUACACUAAGAGGUCAGAAGCUGAAGCAGCAUCCAUAUUGUCCAGGUUUAAUAUUGCAAGAAGUAGCACCAGACGAGAGCAUCUUCAAUUCAAUAAGCUCAUCAGGCUUUAUGCUCAAAAGAGAGGCGCAAAGGCAGCAGCUGAAGCAGUGGUUCAAGCUGCCAUUAGACAUGGAUCCAUUAGCCAGCACACAGAACAUAUGUGGGCAGUGUGUUUCAUUUUGUUUGGGUUUGGAAAUGAGUCUAGAGUUGUUGAAAUUAAGGUAUCGGAGUUGUUAUUUCUCGUGAAAAAAGUAAUUCUGCCUCUUGCAAUUCGCACAUUCAUAGCAUUCUCUCGGUGUAGCGCCGCUGUUGAACUGCUUCGCCAAUGCACUGACGCAUUGGAAGCCGCAGAUGAAGCCUUUGUUGCACCAGCUGGGAGGUGGCUGGACAAAUCACUCUGCUGGAAGCCAACACAAACAAAGGCAAGGCUGAAUCCUUAUCUUUGGCAGCAACUGGCUCUGUCACGUGCCACCAUUCUAGAAACAAGCGCUAAUCUAAUGCUGCAAGGGGGGCAUUUUGACAUUGGUGAUGAUCUGAUCAGGAAGGCCUUGUUCAUUAGGACCUCAAUUUAUGGUGAAAAUCACCCUGAUGCUAUGUCUGCCCACACUACACUCAGCAGACUCCUUGAGCUUCUUGAAAAUGUUCAGAGAGAUACUUCAUUAUAGCUUCUGUGUUCUGGCAUGCUCGAUUUAUGUUAGACUUCUGCAUUGGUAUGUAACAACUGCACUAGCAUUUCAUAGUAUCACAUGGUUUGUAGUCUAUAGAUAGUUUUAUUUCUUUUCUUUUCUUUAAAAGAUUAUGAAACCUGUAGCCAAAUUUGAUUACUGAUAACAUUAUUCAUUUGAGUC